Messenger RNA from Oryzias melastigma (Indian medaka), 1827 nucleotides. It is a transcript of the gene fgb, whose product is annotated as fibrinogen beta chain. NCBI's taxonomy places the organism in Eukaryota, Metazoa, Chordata, Actinopteri, Beloniformes, Adrianichthyidae. The transcript has 13 exons. Gene Ontology annotation, molecular function: signaling receptor binding. Gene Ontology annotation, cellular component: fibrinogen complex. The coding region runs from base 67 to 1563 and encodes 498 amino acids. Gene Ontology annotation, biological process: blood coagulation; protein polymerization; platelet activation. The record is from RefSeq and is a predicted model, not a curated record.
GGGCAGAUCCAGAGGAUAAAAGCUCAUCCGGUCGGAUUUUGGGAGCAGAAGAGAAGGAAGCGGAGGAUGAAGAUGAUGAAGACGCCGCUGCUGCUGCUGGUGUUCCUGUGCGUCGCCUGGGCUCAGGAUGUGCUGGAGUACGAUGAUUAUGAUCUAGACAACAAAAUUUCCCCGAAACCCAAUAAGACGACGGACGGAGCGGCCGUGGACGCUCGCGGUCACCGGCCACUGGACAGAGCCAGGGAGUCGUACACCAGCCGCUAUGCUCCUCCCCCCAUCUCCGGAGGCAGCAGGUAUCGAGGACGCCCCACCGCAGCCCCUGUUGGAGGCCCAAAAAAGCAGGAAAAGGUGCCUCAGCCUGAGUCUGGAGGAUGUACCCACGCCUCUGAGGAGAUGGGUGUUUUGUGUCCUACUGGCUGUGAGCUAAAGACCACGCUGACAAAGCAAGAAAAGAACGUCAAGUUGGUCAUUGACGAGCUCAAGCCAGAACUUGACGAAUUGUCCCAAUCCUCAAACAGGAUCUUUGAUUAUGUCAAUGGAAUGUCGAACUCUCUGAGAGAAAGACAAAGACUCGUAACAGACAACAACCAGGUGGUGGUUCAGUUCACUGAUCAAGUGGAGGAGAACCAUGCCUACAUCAAAGAAGUGGUGGACACAGUCUUCCCCUCCAACAUCAGGGUUCUUGAGGGGGUUCUGAACAAGAUCAGACAAAAGAUCCAGAAGCUCGAGACGGCCAUUCAAGCCCAGCGGGAGAAGUGCAAGGAUCCGUGCAUGACCAAGUGCCCCAUACCGGUGGUGUCUGGUAAGGAGUGUGAGGACAUCUACCGUCGUGGUGGAACAGAAUCCCAAAUGUAUAUGGUCCAGCCUGACCCUCUCUACCCACCGUACAAGGCCUUCUGCGAUCAAACAACCCAGAAUGGAGGAUGGCUUUUAAUCCAGAACCGGCUUGAUGGCAGCGUGGACUUUGGUCGGCGCUGGGACGAAUACCGCCGUGGUUUUGGCAACAUCGCUUUCCCUGCGAGCAAGCGUCACUGCGAGAUUCCCGGGGAGUACUGGCUGGGUAACGAACGCAUCAGUCAGCUAACCAAGACGGGCCCUACCGAAGUUCUCAUUGAAAUGGAGGACUGGGAAGGAACCAAGGUCCAUGCCAAGUACAGCCGCUUUACUGUCCAGUCAGAGACGUCUAACUUUGUAAUGGCCGUUGAAGGCUACUCUGGUAAUGCCGGCAACUGCUUCCUGGAAGGAUCCCCGGAGCUCUUUGGAGAAAACCGUACCAUGACGAUUCACAACGGCAUGAUGUUCAGUACCUACGACAGAGACAAUGACAACUGGAACCCUGGAGAUCCUUCCAAGCAGUGUGCCAGAGAGGACGGUGGUGGCUGGUGGUACAACCGCUGUCACUCAGCCAAUCCCAACGGCCGGUACUAUAUAGGCGGGCCUUACACAAAGCAGAUGGCAAAGCAUGGCACAGACGAUGGCGUGGUGUGGAUGAACUGGAAGGGCAGCUGGUACUCGCUGAAGGCCAUCAGCAUGAAGAUCAAACCAUUCUUCGCUUCUCGAUAAUCGUCCAGCAUCGACACAAACAGACAUUCAGAUCUAAAGAACACUUCAGAACAGCAGAAAGAGACAAAAAAGUAUUUUAAACAAACAAGUCAGGAAUUUUAAAACAAUCAUGUUUGCAGAUGACUUUAUGAAAAGUUUUACAGAAAAAGAGACUAACGGGUUUUGUGCUUUGAAAGGACUUGUCUUGUUUUGUGUGACCACUGUGACCCCAGACGAGUUAACGAAACUGUCUGACGCUACACAAUAAACAUGUUGUGGAACAUA